Messenger RNA from Vespula vulgaris, 2385 nucleotides. Its product is annotated as 27 kDa hemolymph protein-like. Bases 724 to 1665 code for a protein of 313 amino acids. The record is from RefSeq and is a predicted model, not a curated record. The transcript has 4 exons. NCBI's taxonomy places the organism in Eukaryota, Metazoa, Arthropoda, Insecta, Hymenoptera, Vespidae.
CAUUUCAUUGUUGAGAUAAAGCAGUAACUGUGACAGUUUGAAUUUUGGCGGCAUUUCUGUUCUUGAUUGUCUGUCUUUUUCUUUUCUCCCCUCCUUGCCUUUCACAGCAUUAUACCUUCCACGGUAAUCUCCAUCUUUCUCUUCAUUUCUCUCACACAAACCAACUACGUGCGUGGACACAUACCCCCGCACUCUACUCUCAUUUUAUUCUGCUUUGUCUGUUUCUUCAUUUAUAGUCGAACCUUGAUGACCUUCUUGUACGUACGUGUCGCGUCUUUCUUCGUUUCUCUUUCAUCGGCCGUGGUUCAAUCACGGCCGUGACACAAGCGGCAUAUUUUCUAUAGUAAGAAAAAAGACUUCGGUCUCUACUCGAUCAAAUAAAAAAAGAAACAAGAAUAAUAGCGUACUCAUUUCUCGUACAGUGCAUACUAAGCGUCAGCACAGUGAAGUGUUCUCUAUCUUUAUUUCUAUCUUUGUCUCUUUAUCUCUCUUUCCCUCUCUUUCUCUCUCUCUCUCUCUCUCUCUCUCCCUCUCUCUGCUAAAUCAAAAACAAAAUAUCAAGGUGCAUAGGUGAAGGUUUCUUUUCAAGUUAAAAAAAUCUUAACCAUAAUUCGUUCUAUAUGAACUGUCCUUAAGUUCCUCAAAUAAUAAGCUUCCAUAUAAAUACGUGUACAUUUGUGAAGCCCUUAUUACAAAAAUUUUCUCGUUCUUUCGAAAGUGAAAAUGAAAUAUUCUACUGCCAUUGCCGUUGUCUAUCUAUUCUUUGGUUUUCUUGGAUAUGGCAAUACACAGGAAAAUUUACCAUCUGUCGAUGAUGUACUUCAGAAAGCAUCUGACGUCAUAAAUAUCCCUGAAAUCAGUAAUUUAAAUACUUCGGCAUUGCCAAGCAUCCAAGAAGCUACAAAUCUUUUUGAGCAGAAAUGUAGAAAGAAUGGUGGACCAAAUGCAUUUCAGAAUGCUAAGCAUGCCCAGACAGAAAUGGAAAAGUGCCUUAAAUCACUUAUCAACAUGACCGAGUUAAAUGCAGAAAUGGAAAGUGCCAAACCUAAAGGCGAAUUAGAUGAAGUUUUCAAGAAGUAUUGCCGUAGGAGUCCUAUUCUUAAAACUUGUGUAAACAACUUUACAACUGCCAUUGAACCCUGUCUUGAACAGAAAGAGCGUGAAAAUAAAAGAAUUGUUCUAAAUAUCACAGAAUCUCUCCUUAACUUUAUUUGUUAUAAGGAAGGAGAUAGAAUCGCUCUCUUCAUAGCAGCAGGAGGACCAGACUGUUUCCAAUCCAAGCAACAAGAAAUUCAAGACUGUGUCAAUACUACAUUUGGUAGUUAUAUCCCUACAGCUGAUCCUACUACUGGUGCAAUGCCUACACUUGAAAGUUUGCCAUCUUUAAUAUUUGAUGAUAAAGAAUGCACGGAUAUGAAUAAUCUACAACAUUGUAUCGUUAGAGAAUUGGAAAAAUGUUCAGACCCAACACCUGGAAAUAUAAUGGAAUCUAUAUUUAGAUUCAUCAAAAAGGUAACACCUUGUGAAACAUUAUUAGUCAAUAUUCGAAGUGCUGCUGUUACUGGAAUACAAGAACAAAGUUCUUCUGCAAUUACGACACCUAUUCCAACAAUGAUUGCUGUUUCUUUUUUAUUACAACUUAUGCAUCGUAUAGUUUUCACAUAGCAAAUUAAAUAAAACCUAUAUUGAUGUGAAAUCUUGUCAGUCAGAACGAUAUUGAACUAUGUGAUUUUUUAUUGUAUAAAUACUAUAUAAAAUUAUAUAAAAGUAAUCAUAUAAUAUAAAAUAUAUAUAAUUAAUCUUUCGACGAAAAUCAUUAUUUGUAUUUCUCCUUUGUAUUAAUUAAAAGUAGAUAGAUAAGAUAAGUUUAUCUUGAGUACCUAAAUUAUUUUAUAACAACGAAAUUGCCUAAUUUUUGUAAGAAAAAGUUAUUGUACAAAACUCAUAUAAGUAUCAGUAAAACUUAAUGAUGAUUAUUUUUUUAUAAAUGAUGAGAUGUAUAAACAGCGUUUGUACAUUAUAUAUUUGUGUUUUUAUUAUAUAUAUAAAAUAAAUUAUUUAGAUAACAUUUUUAUUUUCCUAUUUGCAUUUACUUAUUUAUCAAAAUACUAUUUAUGAAUAUAAUGUAAUAAUUCUACGAUAAUUAAUUAUGUUUUGUAAUUAUAACAAUAAUUUACUUAGCAUGUUACACUUAGUAUAAAUUAUACCUUGAUAAAUUUAAUCUAUAAGCAGAUAAAUGUACACAUACAAAUGCACCUGAAUUCUUUAAGAAGUAUAAAGUAUAAUUGAAGUGCUUGAUUUCAGAAAAGAGAUAUUUAUAUUGAAGUCAUUUGACUACUGUACAAUAAAACACGAUUAUUGCAAUAAAUAUUAUUUCAUAAAUUA